AUGGCGGCACGGGGUGGCCAACCUCUACCUCUCUCGUACUAUCUGGAACAGGAGGUCCCUGCGGCGACGGCAACAUCAAAGAAAUCGUCAUCUAUUAACCCGUUCACGACACGACUCGGUGGACGUACGCUUCAUGAAGCACUACGUCGUGAUGAUGGGUUUCCUUCAAUUGUUGCGUUUCUUCUUGCUGGUGUUGACGUGAACGUACGAGACAAAAAUGGAGCUACGCCUCUUCACGUAGCGGUCGCGAGAGUUGAGUCUAGCCGCGAAGAAGAAGAGGAGGAUGACUACCCGCUUGUACCGGACUGCCCGAACCAACUAAUUAUCGCAUUCCUCAUCGAUAAUGGAGCAGAUAUCAACAGCCGUAAUGCUGCUGGUGAAACACCAAUGAUGGUUGCCGCCGCCAGGCGCAAUGUUCAUGCGCUUCGACUUUUAAUGUUGCGUGGAGCCGAUCCCCUGCGGCGUGAUGACUUGGGGCACACCGUCCUGCACCACGCCGCUCGAUUACCGUCUAUAUUGGAAACACUGCAUGUGUGGAUAGACGAUCUCCCUGUGCGGGCUGCACAGGAGUGUCUACUGCAUACUGUCUGCCGGCAGGGAAAUGAUGCGAAGUUCUCCGCACUCUUCUUUAUUGAACAACUAGAACUGAAUGUAAACGCGUUGGAAGGUGACUCUACUACUACUACUACUACUACUACUACUACUACUACCAAUACUACUACUAAAACUAAUGGUGAUAUUACUACAUCCAAGAAUAUAAUUUCCAUUACUGGGUUUAAUGAUGUGGGAAAUGGAUCUGUUGCCAAACCUCUCAAUCAACCGUCAUCAACAGGGGUCGUAAUUCAUGAUGGAUACACACCUCUGCAUUGUGCGGUACUUGCCGGAGAUCCCGCUCUUGUGCGCACCCUUCUAUUGAAAGGCGCUAAUGCUGAUAAACCAGACGCUACUGGUGUGACACCAAUUCAACUGGCAGAUGAGUGUGCACGAUCAGUGCGCUCGACGGGAGUAUCACUCCGGCGUUUUAGCAAUCUUUUCGCCUUACUACGAAAAAGUAGCGCUACUCCGAAAAAUGGUAACCCGGAGAAGGUCUAUGCAAUGAUUAAGGCUUAUCACGGGGAAGCAUCCUCUACAAGACGCGAAUCAAUGUUACAGCGUGAUGCUGCUAAUGAAACACUACUGUGGAACCUUAAUACUUCUAUGGAUGUCAUAUUUUUUGCAGCAGGAGCUGUUUUACCACAUGUUUUAAUGGCAUUAUGUGCAGCAAUAACAGUAAAGUUCUGGAUUCUUACUAUCAUCCUCAUCAUUUCUCUCUCAUGGUGCGUAGGCUUUAACCAGAAAGAUGCCAAAAGGUCAAACGCGAGGCCGCUACGCUCUGCUGGUCUUUUCUUUGGUUACGUAUUGGUGCUUGCUUUAUGCUGUAUAUAUCAAGCGGUAAGGGGAAGGACUCAGAUAACUUCGGUUGUUGCUAUUAUUUUGAAUUCUUGGAUAAUCACAUGUGGCAUUGGCAGUGUUGUCUGUGCCCUUGCAGUGAUGUUAAAAUCCCCAGGCACGGUGGAUUCCACUGCUGCGCAGCGUCUGGGUAUCUACAAGACCAUCUUUCAUUCAAAGGGUUUACCACCAGAGGAUGUGCGACAAGGCAUUGAUAUACGCUGUAUGGUGAAAAAACCACUGCGUGCCCAACGCUGUCGUCAUUUGGGACGUGUUGUACUUCGAUUUGAUCACUACUGUACAUGGCUCUCAAGUACCAUUGGCGGUGGUAACCACAGAGUGUACCUCUGGUUUCUCAUUUUUUAUACAGCUUUCCUUGGAGGAUGGUUGUAUCUUUUUUUCUUCUUGUCGUCACCGUUUGGGUAUACUACCGAUAGUAGUAGUAUUGGUAGUAAUGGUUCAAUUACUAUUGCUGCUUAUGGUGUUGGCCAAGUGAUGCAGUGUUUUGCAGAUAUUUACGUGGCACUUGCGCUUCCCGUUUUUUUUGCUUUCUUUUUAUUCACCCUCUUGCGGCAAUUGACAUAUAUUGGACGUGGUGUUACAUCAUAUGAUGUGUUGUGUCCGUCAAAAUGUCCGUGGUGCUUUAUGCUUGGUUCACGAACAUAUUCGCUCUUUGAUGCUGGAUUCAGUGAAAACAUGCGAGGUUUCUUUCUUAUGCGCGAGAACCUUUUGGCGUCAACAUAUCGGAUGCCAGAAAUGAACGCAAGACUGCAGCGCUUGGCAAAGGAGUAUCAGACACUGCAGUUCUCACCAUGUCAAGAGGGAGGACACUGCCACUCACACACGCAAGAAGGUCAUGGUCACUCCCACGGUGAUCAAUCAGUACUGAAUCAGGGGAUGCAGCAACAACAGCAAUUUCUCUUUCCCUCGAAUACAGGGAAUGUUAAUGUUUCUGCUCCCACUGUUUCUACUGUUGCUACGGCGGGUGCGACAUCAUCAGAGGUAGAAGCUGCAGCUGGACGUCUUUUCCAGCUAAUGGUUCAUCAAAACAGCGCAGAUAUAAGUGCGGGUAAAGAGUUACAGGGCAAUUUUUCUGCAGUAGAUUGGGAUCAGGUGGUAACAAAAGCCCAAACUAUGUUUGGCUUUUUCAAGAGUACCUUGAAUAGAGGAAACUGA
Messenger RNA from Trypanosoma theileri, 2604 nucleotides. RefSeq names its product putative huntingtin interacting protein (HIP). The record is from RefSeq and is a predicted model, not a curated record. The transcript has a single exon. Lineage: Eukaryota; Euglenozoa; Kinetoplastea; Trypanosomatida; Trypanosomatidae. Gene Ontology annotation, molecular function: protein binding; palmitoyltransferase activity. Gene Ontology annotation, cellular component: Golgi membrane. Bases 1 to 2604 code for a protein of 867 amino acids. Gene Ontology annotation, biological process: protein palmitoylation.